AUGGACAAUUCUCAAUUUCGAAGUCUAAUUCAAUUCGACCGAAAUGCAACCCCAUCGAGCAGCGGGACCUCCCCGCCAACUUUCAAGAAGCCCGCACUUGGCUCUCGAGCCCGCGCAUCGAUUCCUAUGACGCCUCGCUCCGUAGCGGGAUUCAAUGCCGCCAAAGUAUUCACGCAGCAACUUGCAGAAUAUCGAAAAGAACACGAUGGACAACCUCCCACGAAAAAGUUCAAGUCAAGCGCACCGAAGGGCAGCAAACUCGCCUCUGGCUACCAGGACCGCACCUUGGCUCGACAGACGGACGAGGAGCGUGUGGAGGAACUCGAUGAUAAGGAGAAGCGAGUCAAAGCCUUGGAAGAGAUGUACAAACUACAACAGAUUGACGAGGCUACCUUUGAGAAGCUGAAAAGCGAGAUUGGGAUUGGUGGCGAUCUUAGGAGUACACAUCUAGUAAAAGGCUUGGACUGGAAACUGUUGGAAAGAGUUCGACGAGGCGACGAUGUCAACAGCGCUCCAAUAUCCGAGCGGGGGGAUGCGCCUGCUCAAUUGAACGUAGACGACGAACUGGAGGAAGCCCUGCAGAGAGAUGUGAAGGCGGAGAGGCCGACUUCGAAGAAACCACAAGAUGAAACCCCGGAUGAUCUCCAAGAACCCAUGACACGAGAUGCCAUCUUGCGACGGCUGAAGGAGAGCCGAAGUGGAAUGUCAGCGGCCACCCCUCCAGAACCAGCACUUGGAGCACGGUUCAAGAAGGUGACCUCGGAGAAGCCAAACAAGAAGAAAUUCGUUGAAAUCAUCAAUGGACGGCGCCGAGAGGUGUUACUCAUCGCCAAUAAAGAUGGAACGACGAAGAGGAAGACUCGCUGGCUUGAUAAGGAGGAGGAUGUCCCAAAAGGCGAUCGAAAUCAACCUCUUGGGAUGGAAGUGCCGGCAGAACUCCUAGCGAAGCAACAAGCCCUUCUGGACCAGCAGGCGGGCGAAGAGGAUGAUGAUGAUAUCUUCCAAGGAGUGGCCGAUUACGAUCCACUCGCCGCUAUCAAUAGUGAGUCAGAAGAUGAGGCGGUCGACAAGGAGACGGCGACAAGAGCAGAGACCACCGAGCAGACCGCUGCAUCGACGAGCAACAAGCCACGAAAUUACUUUGCGACAAAAGAUCAAGAAGAGGAAGCCGAUGAUCGCACCAAUCCGAUUCUGAAAGAUCCUACGCUCCUUUCGGCCUUGAAGCGGGCCGCAGGCCUACGAAAAACAGAGGAGACGGGUGGGGAAUCAGCUGUCCAGUCAGAUCCUGAUAAAGCCGCGAGGCAGCAGCAGUUGCUGGCUCGACUGAGAGAACGAGAUAGGGCAGACGCUGCAGAUCUGGAUCUAGGAUUCGGUGAGAGUCGGAUUGCCGACGAGGACGACGACGACGAAGCAGGGUGGGACGAGGGUGGAGGGUCGGCGAAGAAAAGUGGACGGAAGCGUGGUCCAAAGAAACGCAAGGGGGAUAAAGACAACGUGAGCGAUGUAAUGGCAGUGCUUCAAGGGCGUGAAAAGAAGCCCUGA
This is a messenger RNA of Fonsecaea nubica, 1542 nucleotides long. RefSeq lists its product as hypothetical. The coding region runs from base 1 to 1542 and encodes 513 amino acids. The record is from RefSeq and is a predicted model, not a curated record. The transcript has a single exon. Gene Ontology annotation, biological process: mRNA splicing, via spliceosome. Gene Ontology annotation, cellular component: nucleus. Lineage: Eukaryota; Fungi; Ascomycota; Eurotiomycetes; Chaetothyriales; Herpotrichiellaceae.